Scheffersomyces stipitis CBS 6054 is the source of this 1857-nucleotide messenger RNA. RefSeq lists its product as uncharacterized. The transcript has a single exon. The record is from RefSeq and is a predicted model, not a curated record. Lineage: Eukaryota; Fungi; Ascomycota; Pichiomycetes; Serinales; Debaryomycetaceae. The coding region runs from base 1 to 1857 and encodes 618 amino acids.
AUGAGUAAAUUAUCGGAAUUGCCAAAGACUUCGUCUUUUUCAAGCUAUAUAGAACCAGAUGGGAAGAUCGCCUCUACGGAAGUAGCUGCGAAGAAUGAAGAUGGCAUUAUCAAUAAACCAAGAAUACUCUCGUCAGGAGGAUUUUCCUAUUCGUUGCCCGAGUUGAGAAAGGAGUAUCGAUUCUUGACUGCUAACGAAGCGGCCUUGAACGAUCUUGGACUUGAUCCGGAACAAGUCAACGAUAAAGAGUUCCAAGAAUUAGUCAGCGGAGAAUUCUACCUAAUGUACAAAGAUACGUUUCAAGAUAAAGGUUAUCCAUUUCCAUACUCCCAGGCAUAUGCUGGCUGGCAAUUUGGUCAAUUCGCUGGACAAUUGGGCGACGGAAGAGUGGUGAACCUCUUUGAAGUGCCGAAAGCAAAAGUGCAGUCAAAUAAUAGGCACAAGUAUGAAGUGCAAUUGAAGGGCUCUGGUAAGACUCCGUACUCGAGAUUUGCUGACGGAAAGGCUGUUCUCAGGUCUUCUAUUCGUGAAUACAUAAUCUCUGAGCACUUGAAUGCCAUUGGAAUCCCAACCACCAGAGCUUUGUCGCUCACGUAUCUUCCUGCUACUUACGCCCAGAGACAUGCUGCCGAGAAAUGUGCCAUUGUGUCUAGAUUCGCUGAGCUGUGGAUCAGGUUGGGCACGUUCGAUCUUUACAGAUGGAGGGGCGAUAGAAGUGGUAUAAGGAAGUUGAGUGAUUAUGUCAUUGAUGAGCUCUUCACUGUAGAGGGUACUAAAUUCUGCAACUUUGAAAACCUUCUCAGGGAAAAGUCUGACUUCUUUGAUAACACUACCGAAUCACUCGGUGAACUAACUGACUACGAUAAAAUGUAUUACGAAACUAUAGUGAGAAAUGCCACUACCACGGCUCUCACACAAUCCUAUGGGUUCUUGAAUGGAGUCUUGAAUACUGAUAAUACUUCUAUUCUUGGCUUGACAAUGGACUUUGGUCCUUUCUCUAUCAUGGACAAGUACAGUCCAACGUACACUCCCAAUUCAGAAGACCACGAACAGAGAUACGGGUACCGUAAUACUCCUACGGCAAUCUGGUGGAACUUAACCAGAUUAGGUGAAGACUUGGCUGAAUUGAUAGGUGCCGGUUCCAAAUUGUUAUCUGAUCCUAAAUUUGAAAGAGGCGAAAUAGAUAAGGAUUGGGAAGAUGCAAUUAUCAAGAGAGCUACUAAAAUAAUAGAAAUAGGUGGAGAUGUAUACCAAUACGCAUUUACCAAGAAGUAUGUGGAAACUUUCUUUGCCCGUUUGGGUAUAUCGCCAAAGAUAAUAGACUACACAAAUAUUGAUAAGCACAACGUCGAGUUGAUUGCACCCUUGCUUGAAGUGCUAUACAAAGUCAAAUGUGACUACAAUAAGUUUUUCUUAAUAUUGCAGGACCAGAAAUUUGAUGCUGAGAACUAUAACCCCGACGCAAUUGCCGAUAAUAUUUUGGCUCCUUCUUAUGACGAGAAUGAUAACAGAUACUCUAAAAAGGAAUUGACCGAUGAAAUUAAAAGCUGGUUAGGGGUAUACCGUGCACAUUUGGAAGAGUCUCGGGCAAUAGAUCCUACCUUCUCCCGCUUAGAAAGCAAGAAGUAUAAUCCUGUGUUCUUGCCCCGCAACUGGAUUCUCGACCAGGUUAUUGCCCAUGUUCAAGAUUCGGGUGCUUACGACUUGUCCUACUUGAAAAAGUUAGAGAGGAUGAGUUUCUAUCCAUUUGAUUCCACUAAAUGGGGUGAUGACUUGAAAGAGUUGGAACAAUCAUGGUUGCUUCAGGGAGACAAAGGAGAAGAUUAUUCCAUGCUACAAUGCAGUUGUGCCAGUUAG